Messenger RNA from Prorocentrum cordatum, 431 nucleotides. The record is from the annotation of a GenBank genome assembly. NCBI's taxonomy places the organism in Eukaryota, Dinophyceae, Prorocentrales, Prorocentraceae.
CAGGCUGCUACCUUCGCCAGGCUGCGCGCAACCUUCUCCAAGGAGAAGGGCGAGAAGGGUGACCCCUUCUGCGUGGACUGCAGCGCCGUGGGUCUGGAGGCCUCGCACGGGUUCGCCCUCGCCGACGCCCUCGAGCAGGGCAUGGGGCCCGGGCUGGCCGCGAGGCACAUCGAGCCGACGAUCGACAACCCGUCCAUCGAGGAACGCCUCCUCGUGAAGGCGGGGAAGGACGACGGGAGCUUCACGCUGACCACGGGCCACGGGGAGCCGCUGCUCUGCGCGCGCCCACGCGCUGGGGGCGCUGGCUUCGACAUCUCCCUUUGCUGUGACAGGGGCACAGAGGCGAUCGGCCCAAGCUUCCGCCUCGAGUGCAACCAGUCCAUGGACCGCUGGACCCUCGUGAGCCUCAGGUGCGACCAGUGCGAGUCCAG